UGGCCGAAGCUUGAAGAUAACACCGGGUGGGAAACACAACACUCUCUCUACACAAGUCUUCACCACUGCGUCGGAGGCGCAGCCACCAGAACCAGGUUUUUACAAUCUACUUGGGUUUCGGUGGAUUUUUUAGAUUAUUGUUAGAGAUACAACAAUGGAGACAUCUCUAAGAUAUGGAGUAGAUUCCAAAGCCCUCAAAAUUCAUGCCAAGGAGAGGUUUGCCAUUGAUUCCAGCACCCACUUGCAGGUUCAUGGGGAGCUAGAUACAAGAAUUGGAGCUCCUAGUUAUGUCAGUGCAAUGAUAAGACACUUUUAUCCAGAUUUGUCUGCUUGUCUUGGAGUGGGAUUGCAAUAUGAUAAGCAUGAAAAACUCAGGUAUUUUGUUCGAGGAAAAAAGGGUUUUCCUGUGACAAAUGAUGGUUUGAUAAGCUUCAAUGUUAAGGGACGAUGUGAUGUUGACAAAGAAUUUAAACAGAGGAAUUCAAAAGCAGCUGCGGACGUAUCUUGGAGCAUAUAUAAUUUCCAUAGAGAACAAGAUGUUAGAUUCAGAAUUGGGUAUGAAGUGAUUACCAAGGUGCCUUAUCUGCAGAUUAAGGAAAAUAAUUGGACCCUCAAUGCUGACAUGAAUGGUAAAUGGAAUGUCAAAUUUGAUUUGUGAGCAAAGAAAGAGCAUGAUAUAUUCUCUUCGAGGGAGUAGUUUCUGUUUGGCCUACUUGGAAUUCCAAUAAGAGCACGUCGUUACAGGGUGAUUUGAACAAACAAUUGCUUAGCUAUGUAUUAUGUAGGUAAAUUGAGGAUUGUAUUCCCUUUUAAACAUUAUGCUCCAUAUCCUUGUUCCAUAUACUGAACAUUGUUUCAUGCCUGGGAUAUGGAAAUCAUUUCUUUGCAUAA
Messenger RNA from Populus nigra (black poplar), 891 nucleotides. Its product is annotated as outer envelope pore protein 21B, chloroplastic-like. The coding region runs from base 155 to 658 and encodes 167 amino acids. The transcript is spliced from 6 exons. Lineage: Eukaryota; Viridiplantae; Streptophyta; Magnoliopsida; Malpighiales; Salicaceae. The record is from RefSeq and is a predicted model, not a curated record. Gene Ontology annotation, biological process: regulation of monoatomic anion transport. Gene Ontology annotation, molecular function: voltage-gated monoatomic anion channel activity.